AUGCACGAAUUCAAGACCUCAAAUUCAUGGACCAAAUUAGCCCCCAACUCCAGCUCAACAUCAUCUUCCUCAAUCGGACACCCAUCAACUCUCAAUUAUCUCACAAAAUCGCCUCUAAACCUCUUACCGCCAACAGUCACACCCUUCCUCUCACCAGAGAAUUCAGGCAAUCUUCGGCCACAAACCCAACUGCCGGACUCAAGAAGCCCGACUUCCACGCCGGUCCAGCCUCGAGGAGAUGAAACACCCUUCAAGGUCUUCCUCAUUGAAUGCAAUAACCCUUCCUACAAAGAGUACAAGCGCCACCGAGAUGUGCACCACGACGGCGUCGAUAAGGGCGUAGAACGAUUCUGCGACUCGGAUAUUGCACGCGAUACCAUCACUCUCGUAGAUGAUGUACAAUAUCACCCCCUUCCUACCUGGCGAUGGCGCUACAAGGAUAGAUAUGGGGUUUACUUGGACUUCAAGGUCAACUGGAAGGUCGGAUGCCGCACCUCCCAAGGUUUCCAAGAUAUUCAGCGGUCACUUGGUCCCGAUGGACCGUCUUGUGAUGACAUUAUGUUAGCUAACUGGAAGCAUUAUCUUACAUCAUGA
Colletotrichum tamarilloi is the source of this 594-nucleotide messenger RNA. RefSeq lists its product as uncharacterized. The record is from RefSeq and is a predicted model, not a curated record. The coding region runs from base 1 to 594 and encodes 197 amino acids. Lineage: Eukaryota; Fungi; Ascomycota; Sordariomycetes; Glomerellales; Glomerellaceae. The transcript is spliced from 2 exons.